Molecule: messenger RNA, 2081 nt
Organism: Stylophora pistillata
Lineage: Eukaryota; Metazoa; Cnidaria; Anthozoa; Scleractinia; Pocilloporidae
Product: bystin-like
Biological process (GO): rRNA processing
Cellular component (GO): preribosome, small subunit precursor; cytoplasm; nucleolus
Molecular function (GO): snoRNA binding
Source: RefSeq, a predicted model, not a curated record
AGGGUGCAGGAACGAAUUUACUUUUGUAUGCAUUGCGGACCUUCGUAGUAGACCGCUGGAUUGUUUUCAGUUCACCCACGUGAGGAAGCUUGUAACAAUAUGGCGGCCGAAGUAUGUUGUAAUUCUUGAUCUUCAGGCGGAUUUUAAAAUUGAUUUUACGGGUGCCAUCAUGGGGAAAGACAAGAAGGCGAAAAAACGUUCGGCCGGCCUUACAGAAGAUAUCCUUGAAUCAAAAACUGUGAGACCUUCAGGAAGAACGAAGCAACGAAAGGAAAGACAGGGAGACUCAGAAGACACGUAUGUGGCGGAAAAGCUAUCAAGAAAAAUUCUAGAACAGGCAAGAAAGCAACAAGAUGAACUGGAAGCAGAGUUUGGCAUGGCAUCUGCCUCAAAGAAAACAUUAAAGACAGCGCAAACCUGUCUUGGUCCACCUGAGUUACAAAAUUUAGAUGCGGAAGAGUUGGAAUCAGAUGAAGAUAAUGUAGCAUCAGUAGCUAGUGAACAGUUCUAUGAAAACAUUGAAGUUGAUGAAGAAGAUGAGCAGGCCUUUGAAGCAUUUAUGUCAGAAGAUACACCGGCUAGGAGAACCCUGGCUGAUGUGAUCAUGGAGAAAAUUAGAGACAAGAAGACAGAAAUAGAAAGUCAAAUGUCAGAAAGAUCCACAAGUCCACAGAUGGAUGAACGGCUUGUUGAAGUUUUCAAAGGUGUUGGACAAAUCUUGGCCAAAUACAGAUCUGGGAAGUUGCCAAAGGCUUUUAAAGUUAUUCCAUCUCUUGCGAAUUGGGAAGAGGUGCUCUAUAUAACAGAGCCAGAGAAGUGGACUGCAGCAGCCAUGUUUCAAGCAACAAGAACAUUUGUGUCAAAUCUCAAUGUUAAGAUGGCUCAGAGGUUUGUUGUCUUGAGACUGAGUAGGAGAAUGGGGUUAGAUUGGUCUGAGCAAUACGCCUUAGAUUGUCUCAGUUGGAAGGUAUGACAACAAACGACGGUCAUGUUCUGAAGUUGUUUUGUUGCUGUACAGACGCGAACGUGUACCUUGCGAGAGGCAAUCAUCAUAGGAAGUUUGAUCUCCAAGACCAGUAUACCAGUUUUACACUCAAGCGCUGCCAUGUUGAAAAUUGCUGAAAUGGAUUAUUCAGGUGCAAACAGCAUUUUUUUGCGACACUUUUUUGACAAGAAAUACGCAUUACCCUACAGAGUGAUAGAUGCGGUUGUCUAUCACUUCUUACGGUUCUUAUCUGAUAAAGGUAUUCUCCCAGUGUUAUGGCAUCAAAGUUUACUAACAUUUGUUCAGAGGUAUAAAGAGGAUGUAUCCAGUGAACAAAAAGACGCCCUGAUGGAAUUGUGUAGAGUGCAGGUCCAUGAUCAGAUUACACCUGAAGUUCGUCGAGAGUUGAGCCACUCCAAGUCAAGGGAUGCAGAGCUAGACUCCAUGGACGUUUAAAAGACAAUUGCAUUCUAUAGUAGUCAUUUCCUCCUUAGCUGUGGAACUACCGUCGAAAAUUUUACAGAGAACAUAAUCAUCCAAAACACUGGGCUUUAUUCCAAGGGUUUUUUUACGGCGUAGAACGCUUGAAAUUUAAACAAUUCAAAGUGGUUUAGCGUUAGCAACAAAGUGCCGCACAAAUGGUCAUAGUACAUUUUCUCGCUUCUAAAAUGUUUAUGCAAAGUGUUCCGGUCUGCAGUGAAUAAGCGGUGAUAAAAUGGAUGUUUGCGAGAAUUUUCUCGACCGUAUGGAUAUCAAGUCCGCGAGGGUCGACUAACCAGAUCGCUGAUUUCUUGCAUCUUCUGGAAUUUCUUAAAGUCUCCAACUUUUAUGAUUAGUUCAAAGAAGAGAUGCGAAUACUUGUACGUGAGCAUGUUUCAAGUGUCUAGCUUGCUUACGGAACGAUUCAAAAGAGAGUUUUUACUUUCAGAACCUGCAAACAGCUCUUUUCCAACCAAUGAAAAACUUCAGGUUACAGACUGAGAGCUCUGAAACUUUCAACGAUAAACGAAUACAAAGUGCCUUUUUACACGAUGUUACUUUACAGUCGCAUGUGGGACUCUGGUAUUUUUAAAUAAAAGAUAUACUGUGGCUUGAA